Acanthamoeba castellanii str. Neff is the source of this 3717-nucleotide messenger RNA. Its product is annotated as AT hook motif domain containing protein. Lineage: Eukaryota; Discosea; Longamoebia; Acanthamoebidae. Gene Ontology annotation, molecular function: RNA binding. The transcript is spliced from 4 exons. The coding region runs from base 1 to 3717 and encodes 1238 amino acids. Gene Ontology annotation, cellular component: mRNA cleavage and polyadenylation specificity factor complex. The record is from RefSeq and is a predicted model, not a curated record.
AUGUAUCGAAACGGCUGGGCCAAGCCCGCCUCGCCCACCGACAUGCCCACCUUCGGCCGGCCCGGCACUGCCGCGCCCACGAUGGGCCGACCGUGGGGUCCGCCGGCCUACGCCCAGCAGGACAGCAGAGAGCCCAUGGGCGGGCCAGCAUUCCCUCCCGCCGCCGGGCCUUACUAUGCGCCGAUGGCAUCAGCACGGCCGCUGCCAUUCGCCGGUGGUGGUGCCUACGGGUCGAUGCCCGCCGCGUCGCGCAUGUACGACCCCACCAACCCCACCAUCGUCGAUUCCGGAGCGGCGCCGCACUCCCUCGGCUUCGGCGCGCCGGCGUCCUCCGUCGGUCCGUCGCCGGUCGUCCCGGCCAACUACGGCCAGCAGCCGUCCGCGGGGCGCGACAGCCGCAGCCCCAUCGGCAGCGGCGGCGGCUAUGCCCGCUCCUCGCCGCACGAGCGCGAGCGGUUCAGAGAGCACGAGCGAGACCCGCGGCUACGGGCGCGAGGCAGCGCCGAGCGGUGGGACAGAGACCGAGACCGAGACAGGGACCGAGACAGAGACAGAUCACGCGAAAGAGAAAGAGACAGAGAUAGGGAGCGAGGCAGGGACACAGACAGGGACAGGGAAAGAGAAAUGGAGAGGGAGCGGGAGAGGGAGAGGGAGCGGGACAGAGGUCAGGCGCACACGGCGAAGGACGCGAGAGACAGGCCGCGAGAGAGGGACAGGGAUCGAGAAAGGGAUCGCGACAGGGAAAGAGAGAAGGAAAGGAAUCGCGAACGAGAACACGACAAGGAGCGCGAGAGGGAAAGAGCGAAAGCGAAGGAGCCGCAGCAGCAGCCGCCCGCUGGCUCUUCUUCGAGGGCAUCCACGGAGAGCAGCAAGCAGGCCGCCGAUGCCAAGCCGGUGGUGGUGCUCGACAUAAACGCCGCGGCAGCGGCCUCCUCUAAGCCGGUGGCGGUGAUCGACCUCAACCCCGCCGCGGUGGCCUCCCCCAAGCCCGGCGGCAAGGACGAGGGUCGAUCGAGCGAGGCUGGCGACAAGCGCAAGCAUCCCGAGAGCCCUGGAGACAGUGCCAGGGCCAGUGCGUCGGCGGCGACGGCGGUGGUGGGCGAAGGUGCGGCGACGCCGACCAAGGCCGGGACCGCGCCGCGCCUUAGGCGGCUCCAGCAGCGGCGACGCGACGCGGAAGCCGAGGCGGCCUCCAAGGAGGAGGCGGCCGCGCGCAAACGCAAGAGCGAGAUCGACAAGCAGGGCCUGGGCAGCAUGAAGUUCAAGAAGAUCAAACGAGGCGACGAGCCGCACGACAUCGGCGGCGAGGCCCAGCCAGCACUCAAGGACUCGCGUGAGAGGAGGGACUCGCUGGACACCGUGCUCAGCGCGCUCGCGGAGGAGAACGGCGGCGUGGUGGCCGCAGCAGCGACCGAAGCUUCGGCCGCGGAAAAGAAGGCGAGCAGCGUCGAGGGCCAAGAAGAGAGCAAGCCUGCGCCUGCGGGCACCACCACGCCGACAAAGAAGAAAAAGAAGCGAAAAGCGGCGGUCGAAGCAGAGGACCUGGAGGAGUUUAGGUUCGCAGAGAGCGACGAGAAGGAGGAAGAGAAGGAGGAGAAAGAGAAGGAACAACAGAAGGUUGAGGAGAAGGAGCAAGAAGAACAGGAGGAAGCGUCGACAGAGCAACCGAAGAAAAAGAAGAAAAAGGCAAAGGCCACGAAGAGUGGCAAACAGAAGGCGAAGAAGACGAAGAAAGAAAAGAAGGAAAAGAAGGAAGUGAAGAAGGAGAAGGAGAAGGUGGCCGACAGCGAGGACGAACCCGAAGACGCGAAGAAGGAGGAGGAAGAGGAAGAGGAGGAGAAAGAGGAGGAGGUCAAGGGUGCAGCGAGGGGCAAGAAGAAGCAGGGCGGCAGGAAUUCGCCCAAGCCGCGCGGCAAGAAGGGCAAGAAGGCCGCCGAAGCCGCCACCGCGAAGCCGGAGGAGGACGCCCUACCCAAGAACUACCUGGGCCUCACCUUGGCCCAAGUCUUGGGACAGGAGGAAAAGCUCUUCAAGCUUAUCGAUGACCUGUUCCCCUUCUGGGUCUUCUUCACUCUAGGCGGAGCUUCGACGGAAUGCAGCACCCGCUUUUGUCUGUAUCCGGAAUGCGGGAGGGAGAUCAGCGCGCAGAACCUUUUGCGGCACAUGUACCGACAUCAGCGCCUGAACGAUUUCGGCCCGCUGAACCCUGCCAACAGCAACGACGCGAAGAGGGAGGCCGUGCCGGCAAGCCCGAGGGCUUCGAGGACCGCCGCGCGAGGCCGAGGGCGGGGCGGCCGAGGCGGCGGCGGUCGCGUCUCGUCGAGUCCUGCGCUGGGCGGCGAGGCGAAGAAGCCGGCUGGCCAAAGGCCUCGCGGGCGACCACGAAAGCAGCCGGUCAAGGACAACGCAUACGGCAGCUCCGACGAGGAGCUCGCCGCGAAGAACGACGACGAAGCCGAGGAGGAGGAGGAGGAAGAACGCGACGAUGAAGAAGAGGACGAGGAGGAAGAGGCUGAAAGCAGCGCGCUGGAGGAGAACGACCAGGAGGAGGAGAAGCACGAAAGCGAAGGCGAGGGCAUGGACGAGACGAUGAAAAUGAAGAAACUGCGAAAGCGAAAGCGGCAGGUCGAUACGCCGAAGGCGACCGAGCUCGAGCGACGACGUCCGCUCUUCACUGCUCCCGCCACCACGACGGCGACGCGGCCACCACGAACAGAGCCCCGAGGUCUGGUCGAGGUGGAGGUCGACCAGGUCGCCGAGUUCCUCUUUCUUUCAGAGCCGCGGGGCGGCGGCGCGUCGGCGUCGCCCGAUGGUGAUCUAAUGGACGACGACGAGGACCACGCUUCGUCGGGUCGCAUCGUCAGCACCAUCGGCGACAUCGCCUUCCUUGAGGAGACCAUCGACGAAAAGCAGCGACGCGAGGUGCGCGAGAAGAGAUCAUCACGCGCCGCAGUCGCCGCUGUCGACUCCUCUUUCGAUGAAGGUGCACCGUCGGCCAUCGCCGAGCUGCUGGGCGAUGCCGACCUACUGGGCCGCGUCGGCGAGGCCCUCGCCGAGGGGCUCCGGCGGCGCAGCAGCAAUGGCGACCACCACCACGCAGGCAGCGCCACAGAGUUUGUUGACACGAUUGUGCGGGAGAGCGAGCGGCUCGAUCGCCAGGUGCGCGCGCUCAAGGCCCAGCAGCGCGUCUUCGGUGAUCUGCUGUGCGCCAUGCUCGGCCGAGACCGACGGCCGAGCCGCGAGACGGCCAAGGCGCGCGAGGCCGAGGCCCGACGGCAGGAGCUGCGCGGUGCGCGGGCUGAGGCCGAGGCCGUGCGACAGCGGCAGCGGGCCGACCAGGCCGCGCUCGAGCUGGCCAGCGAGCGCCUGAAGGCCCGGCAGCACGAAGAGCUGCUGGCCCAGGCGCACCGCGAGAUGGAGUCCCUGCGGCACGAACUGGUUCAGCGUCAGCGCGAAGCCGACGCGCCGCAACCGGUCGCGAUGACGCUGACGAGUCCCGCAGAAGCAGCGACGCAGGCGCAGGCGCAGACGCAGCAGGAAGACCACCAAGACCACAGCGAGAAACAGGCGGAGCGCCAUGACGAUGAAGAUGGUGACGAUGACAACCACGACCAGCACGGCGGCGACGAUGUCAGCCAGCAGCACUUCUCGCCGAUCAGCGAGGACUUGGUCGACCCUGCCCCACCAUCCAGCGUGGACUUCAUCGAGUUCAUCUGA